UCCGACACACAGACAACCUUGCUCCCUACUGAGCUUCUCUAAACGGAUAUUUAACUGCCAUCUCAACGACAUAUCACCUCUACUACCUCCAACCUGCUGCUACAGAAUGUGCAAAGGACUAUCAUCACUGCCUGCAAGCUGCUUAGAAAGGGCUAUGGAGCUAAAAGAAAGACUGAGAAGCAUUUUGCUGAAUUCGCAUUGGAAUACAUCCUGCAGCAAAAUGGGGAAAAACAAGCCAACCCUGGAGGAAUGCCUUGGGUGGAAGCAGUCCUUUGAAAAACUCUUGUCAAGCAAAUAUGGACUGUGUGCCUUCACAGCUUUCCUGGUGUCUGAGUUUAGCGAGGAGAACAUUUCCUUCUACUUUGUGUGUGAAGACUACAGAAAUACCAAGUCUCCUGCCAAACUGCCAGCCAAAGCCCAGAAGAUCUACGAUGAAUUCAUCGGCUUUGAUGCUCCACGAGAGAUUAACAUUGACCAUGAAACUCGUGACAUCACCAGAGCAAACAUCCAGGAGCCGUCAACCGAUGCCUUCGACCCGGCCCAGCAUAAGAUCUACAUGCUGAUGGCUAAAGACUGCUACCCUCGCUUCCUCCGCUCACAAGCCUACAGGGAUUUAGUUUGCCAAGCCAAACCCAGCGCCACGGCAACCAAGAAGCCCUGAACUCUCUCCAUUAAACGAUGGAGUGUUCUUAGUUGAUCGCCCUCAAUGGUUGAGAAGGCAAAGCUAAACGUUAGGUACUGCACCAUGAAGCUGGUCUCUGGUACAGAAACGUCGGAUUGUUCCAGGAGCGGCCGUAAAUGGCCGUGUUCGGUAGAUGCCCGAAGGUUGAAGAGAAAGGGGAAACGGUGGAUCCCUUGAGUGAAAUGUUGUGUGAACACAGAUGAAGUUUGGACAUUACAAUUCAAUAACGGUACAACAGACUGAGUGCCAAUCAAACAGGAAGAAAGGAAGAAAGCACUUUUAUUUGCCAUGAACUGAUUUUUGUGGCUGUGGUGUGCAAUGUUUCUCAGUUAAAGUCUUAAACUCUUUGUGAACAGGCUUGUAUGGUCCUUUAUGAUUUUGUAUUUAUUUAAAUGUAUUUGCCUGUAAUAUAUCUCUUGUUUUUUUACCCAACACAAUGAAAA
Notothenia coriiceps (black rockcod) is the source of this 1125-nucleotide messenger RNA. RefSeq names its product regulator of G-protein signaling 5-like. The transcript has 5 exons. NCBI's taxonomy places the organism in Eukaryota, Metazoa, Chordata, Actinopteri, Perciformes, Nototheniidae. The coding region runs from base 107 to 661 and encodes 184 amino acids. The record is from RefSeq and is a predicted model, not a curated record.